AUGGAAGCUAUACAUUUGAUGUACAUUUGGAAUGUUGACGAAGAAAUUUGUACCAACUCCUCCUUAGGUCCAGAGACUGCUGAGGUCUUCCUGGGGCAUUGGGUAAUUUUCUGCAGUGUUGAAAAGGAUGUGGUCGAUGGCUUUCCAAAUGAACUGCCAGAAGAAUAUAAAAAUAUGUCAUUACUAAAGGGGAGAGCUACUAUGGAUAUGAGGGUCAAGGUCAAGGACAACCCUAACCCGGAUGAAUGCGUAUUUCGCUUAGUGUUGGAUGGCUAUGAUCCAAAGUGGUACAUGCUUGAAGAGAUAAUAUGUCAAACACCAUUCCUAAACAGAAUUUGCUUAUAG
Molecule: messenger RNA, 345 nt
Organism: Striga asiatica
Lineage: Eukaryota; Viridiplantae; Streptophyta; Magnoliopsida; Lamiales; Orobanchaceae
Source: the annotation of a GenBank genome assembly